AUGCAUAAAAUUCAUCGACCUUCAAUGGAGCGGUUCCCAGAGAGCUGGUUAUGGGAACCCCUAGAUGGUCCGUUUGCCUAUGAGCAAGUACCUUAUAUCUCUAUUGGAGAUGAUUAUUCACAGACUGACAUUGACGGGAACCCCACUCGAAAGGUUUAUCAAUGUCUCCUGUGUGAAACCGGGGAAAUGAACAGCGAUGUUGUCUGCAAGGAACAUAUCCAUAGCUCUAGACAUCAAAAGCGAUACAAGCUAUUGACUGCCCACCAGAAAUCAUUCCAUCAAGAACUGAAACUUCCCCCAAAUUUUAUAUCGAAUCUCGAACUUCCAGAAGAAGAUACAGCGGAGAACCACGCAGCCCAAUAUUCAGAACCCCCAUUCGACAAUUCCUUAUCUUAUGUUCUUCCCUUUCGAAGGUGGCAGUAUGGCCGAUACAGGUUUGGAUCUUCAUGUCAACUUUGUGGAACUGCUGCCUUGCCCACUCGGUUGUCUGUGGUCGAACACUUUUUCAGCAAGCGACAUCAAACCAUCCGAUCCAAAACCUUUCGACACGAUCAUGUCGAAUUUGCUCGCUUGGAGCCCCGAAUUUCAUCAUUGAACGAAUUGUAUCAGUGGCAUGUGGAGCGAGCUAUGAUUGUAUACGUGGCUCAGAAAGAGGCAAGUCAUGCAGGUUGCUCAUCUCAUCCGUAUGCCUGGUAUCAACUACUCUGGACCCUGGAAACCUACGAGUUGAGGGAACGCAUGACGCAUCUGGAACUGGCAAUUUGGAAAAAGUCAUUGCUACAAUAUGAAAACGACCAUAGCUUUGCAGAUCUAGAAGAGCUGAUCGUCUUCUUCUUACGACCACAAGAGCAGACAGCCGCUCCUCCCAUUGCUGAAUACUGGAAGGUUAAGCGGGUCACCAGUGGUGCCAUGCAGAUUAUUCUUUGUGUGCUUCCCUAUCUGAGAAAGUAUCCAAAAUUAUGA
Messenger RNA from Cylindrotheca closterium, 963 nucleotides. NCBI's taxonomy places the organism in Eukaryota, Bacillariophyta, Bacillariophyceae, Bacillariales, Bacillariaceae. The record is from the annotation of a GenBank genome assembly.